Ipomoea triloba (trilobed morning glory) is the source of this 1311-nucleotide messenger RNA. Its product is annotated as WAT1-related protein At2g39510-like. Gene Ontology annotation, molecular function: transmembrane transporter activity. The transcript has 7 exons. The record is from RefSeq and is a predicted model, not a curated record. Lineage: Eukaryota; Viridiplantae; Streptophyta; Magnoliopsida; Solanales; Convolvulaceae. Gene Ontology annotation, cellular component: plasma membrane. The coding region runs from base 24 to 1100 and encodes 358 amino acids.
AGGGAAAUUAAAAGAGCUAAAGAAUGAUGAGAAAUGAGAGAGUUGUGAAGUGGUUAAAUAAAGCAAAGCCAUAUUUGGGAGUGGCGUUCUUGCAGCUCAGCAACGUAGGCUCCGCUAUCAUUUCAAAGGUUGCUCUAAAUCAAGGGAUGAACCCUUUCACUUUCACCGUCUACCGGAAUGUCAUUUCAGCCGGUUUCUUCGCUCCUCUCGCCUUGAUUUUUGAAUGGAGAACGAGGCCUACGAUGACCAUCUCCAUCUUCUUCAAGAUAAUUUUGCUUGGCUUAAUAGAGCCUGUUCUCGGCAACAAUUUAUAUUACUUAGGAAUGAGAUUCGCAACAGCUACCUUUGCGGUGACAAUGUUAAACCUUGUUCCUGCCAUAACAUUUUUGUUAGCUUGGAUCUUUAGGCUUGAGAACGUGAAAAUAAAGAGAUUGCAUACCCAGGCAAAGAUAGUUGGAACAACAUCAACAAUUGGUGGGGCCAUGAUAAUGACGCUUGUUAAGGGACCCACAAUAGUAUUGCCUUGGACCAAACACUCGAAAAACAUCGUAUCUUAUUCUGCUCAACAUGUUGUGAAUCAGCAUACUGAUUACAUUAAGGCUGCACUCUUGCUCACAGCUUGUUGCUGCUGUAUAGCCUGUUCUAGAAUUGGUCAGGCAAUUAUGCUAAAGUCAUAUCCAGCCGCACUCUCUCUCACUGCUUUGAUAUGCAUGGCAGGGGCGGUGCAAAGCACUAUAUUCACCUUAAUACUCCAGAGGGGAAAUGCUUCCAUCUGGUCCUUACAUUGGGACAUGAGACUCUUUACUUAUGUUUAUCACGGAUUACUAAGGUCUGGGACUGAGUAUUACAUAUCAGUGAUAGUAAUGAAGGUGAAAGGACCUGUUUUCGUCACUUCAUUCAAUCCCCUAUGCAUGGUUAUAGUCGCCAUCGUUAGUUCCUUUGUGCUUUCUGAGAAAUUAUACCUGGGAAGGGUUUUGGGAGCACUAGUUAUUGUUGUUGGAUUGGGCCUGGUUCUAUGGGGUAAAUCCAAGGAUCAAACUUCAUCAGAUAAUAAUGAUCAUAAUCAUGCCCGCAUCACCAGCACCAGCAACUCCACUUGAUCAUGAAAAAUCACAAGUGCAAGGCUUCAACAAGGAUAUUAUAUACAGUGUCUUUGAAUUGAAAGAGCUAGCUGCGUGCCUUUAAUUUGUUACAUCUAGAUCCAUCUGUGAAUCUCUGUAACUGUUAAUUAACGUGUUAGUUGUUUAUUCUAAUAGUUAAUAGAAAUUAAAGGGUGAUGCAGAAGUAAGCCUAAUUAAUAAGCCGGUAAUG